Messenger RNA from Diachasma alloeum, 1180 nucleotides. Its product is annotated as ADP-ribosylation factor-like protein 13B. Lineage: Eukaryota; Metazoa; Arthropoda; Insecta; Hymenoptera; Braconidae. The record is from RefSeq and is a predicted model, not a curated record. Gene Ontology annotation, cellular component: ciliary membrane; non-motile cilium. Bases 60 to 1121 code for a protein of 353 amino acids. Gene Ontology annotation, molecular function: GTP binding; GTPase activity. The transcript is spliced from 7 exons. Gene Ontology annotation, biological process: non-motile cilium assembly; receptor localization to non-motile cilium.
AUUGCUUACAAACAUGAGCCCGCAGUGAUGUAGUGCGAAGAAAAAAGUGAAGUGUGAAAAUGGGAAAUUGUCUGAGAUUUUUGAUGAAUAAAUUCACACGCCGAGGCAGCAACAGAAAGAGUAUUGUACUGAUGAUGAGUGGACUGGACAAUGCGGGCAAAACAACAGUCCUGAAUCGCCUGAAUAACGAGUUUGAUCCCAAUGUCAUGCCCACGAUGGGCUUCAGAGUCCUGUCCCUGAGGCAUAAAUCCUUCAUAAUCAGAGUUUAUGACAUCGGUGGAGCACCGCAGAUCAGGUCCAUUUGGAAGAGAUACUACCACGACAUUCAUGGUCUUAUUUAUGUGGUGGAUGCUAGUGACAUAUCCAGACUAACUGAAAGUAAAAUAGUAUUUGGUGAAUUAAUAGCCAACGAGCAUAUUGCAGGAAAGCCAAUAUUAUUACUGGCGAAUAAACAGGACGUACCUGGGGCUGUUGACGAACUCGAUGUCGUUGAGAAUUUGGACGUGGAGCAUGCUGCCAAUGCUAUGAAGUGCCCCACGAGGGUGGAAAUAUGUACGUGCACUGUUCCAGAGGACCCCAAGCUCAGUUAUACAAUGGGAAUUGCAAAUGGUUACAAAUGGCUAUUGGAUACGAUAUCGAAAAACUAUUCCGUCCUCGAUGAUCGUGUGAAGAUGUCUCAAACUCCUCCACCUGUAAAUAAUCACCCCCGGCCCUCCAUCAUCUCAAUGACCCCAUCGAGAGCUUCAAUCCGAUCAAAUCCGUUCAAGCCCAUCGGCCAGCUUGUGGGGAACCUCCAGAGUAGCUCAGUAAAUCAUAGUAAUCACGUUGAAAAAUCCACGAAAAAACUGAAAAAAUUUCUACCAAAGAACAAAACAGCCCCGAUGCCCCCCGAUCAACCGACGAGUCGAUCAGAAGACGUGUUGAAUCACCUGGAAGUAGAGAACGUAGAGCCCUUCCACGUGAGCGGAAGCAACGACCAAGUGGCCCUGGUGACGCUGGACCCCCUGGCCCUGAUGACCCAGCAGAUGCACCGACAAAAGCCCCCUCGACCCUUCACAGCCCCAGCAGCGACCAAUGGCAUCACAUUCGUACAAAACAUACCCGGUCAAGUGCCUCAGUGACAAUAACAAUCUUUUAUACUGAACAAAUAACAUUUGUACCUGUCAAGAGUGUAACUACU